UCGUAGUUUGUGUAAUAGUAACAAUCAUUUGUCAAUAUCGAAAGAAAAACAAAAAGUUAAUAUUUUUGUCAAACCAUUUCAAAACUGGACUCAGGUGUAUUCCUGUUUUAGGAAUUGCUCACUUAUUUAUUGGUGGUGGUGAAGAAAGAAUGAAAGCAAUUCAAAUGGCUGGCCGGGAUACAAUUGAUAAAGGUGGCAUUACAGGAGUAUGGUUAGCGCACCGGUUUUAUUUAGUUGUAACAGAUCCCGAAACCGCAAGCCUAUUUUUGAGGGUAUGUCUUGAAAAAGAUGACAUCAUGCAAAUGUGUUUUAAAAUGUUUAUUGGUAACGGAAGCAUUACCGCACCAGUACAUAUCUGGCGGCCUCGUCGGAAGAUUCUCCUGCCUCAUUUUAAUUCCAAAAAUUUGAAUCAGUUCGUUAACGUGUUUGAUGUACAAAGUCGUUUUAUGGUAAAACAACUACGAUCAGCUGUUGGGGCUGGUUCUUUCUCGCUUUACAAUCACAUCAGUACUUGCACUCUUGCUUCGAUAUUUGAAACUGCCUUAGGAGGGAAAAUAAAAGACUAUUACUGUUAUGUUGAUAUCCAGCGUUUAUUGAAAUUCAUAGAAAAAGGCUUGGAUAUUUUGGCAAUAAGAGGAUUUCAACCUUGGCUCUACCCCGACUUUGUAUUCAAAUUGACUGCUAGUUUUAAAACUAUGACCAAUAUCAAAGAAUUCAUCGACAACGUUGCUCGUCAGAUAUUUGCUUUUAAACGUAAAUUGGUUGAAGAAAAUCAAAAUAAGGAAGUACAAUCGGAAAGUAAUCAAAAUAUGGCAGAAAAAUUCAAACCUCUGCUAGAGCUCUUAAUUGAGUCAUCUGGUGGCAAACUUAAAUACACUGACAUUGAGAUGCAAGAAGAGUUUGUGGUCCUUGUGGUUGCAGGCACAGAUACAUCUGCCGUGGCAACCUCGUUCACGAUACUCAUGCUAUCUCAGUUUCCUGAUAUUCAGGAACAAGUUUACUCUGAAUUGAAAGAGGUGUUUGAAGACUCCACCAGAGUUACAACAGCAGGAGACCUAGCUCGCUUGAAGUAUUUGGAAGUUGUGAUCAAAGAAACUUUACGGUUGUAUCCACCAGUGCCGAUAGUGAUGAGAAGAGUAGAGAGCGAUGUUAUUUUACCAUCAGGAAUAACAGUACCCAGUGAUUGUGGAGUAGUGGUAAACAUUUGGGCUCUACAUCGCGACCCACGGUAUUGGGGCGAAGACGCCGAACAGUUUCGUCCGGAACGGUUUAUCGAUGUCCCUUUAAAGCAUCCUGCGCAAUUCAUGCCAUUUAGCCACGGACCCAGAAAUUGUCCAGGAACCCAGUAUGCGAUGACGGCUAUGAAGACAGUCCUAGCCACAUUGUUAAGGAACUAUCGAAUAAUUCCAGCAAGAAAAAGCACAUCUUCAAUACCUGGACAACCAUUACGGUUGAAAUUCAAGCUACUUAUGAAGGAUGUCGAUAACUUUAUGGUAGAACUAGAAAAUCGGAAUUGA
Molecule: messenger RNA, 1517 nt
Organism: Pectinophora gossypiella (pink bollworm)
Lineage: Eukaryota; Metazoa; Arthropoda; Insecta; Lepidoptera; Gelechiidae
Product: cytochrome P450 4C1-like
Exons: 10
Coding region: 150-1517 (455 amino acids)
Molecular function (GO): iron ion binding; monooxygenase activity; heme binding
Source: RefSeq, a predicted model, not a curated record